AUGGGUUACGAGAACGAUAACAGAGGAUCUUUCAGAUCAUACGGUGGAGGUGACAGAAGCAGAUUCGGUAGAGACGAUAGACAAACUGGUGGUUACGGUGGCGACAACGGUGGUGGUUACAGAGGACGUGGUAGCUUCAGCAGGGAAGACCGUGAACUUGGAUCUGGCUUGCAGAAGCAGGACUGGGACCCUAGUUCUUUACCUAAGUUUGAGAAGAACUUUUACAAGGAAGACCCCCAAGUUACUGCUAGAAGUGACGACGAAAUCGCUGCAUUUAGAAAAGAGAACGAAAUGACCAUUGCUGGUCACGAUAUUCCAAGACCUAUCACUUCGUUCCAAGAAGCUGGUUUCCCAGAUUAUGUUUUGAAGGAAGUUUUAGCCGAAGGUUUCGAAAAGCCAACUGGUAUUCAAUGUCAAGGUUGGCCAAUGGCUUUGUCUGGUAGAGACAUGGUUGGUAUUGCGGCUACUGGUUCUGGUAAGACUUUGUCUUACUGUUUGCCAUCGAUUGUCCAUAUCAAUGCUCAACCAUUGUUAAAGCCAGGCGAUGGUCCAAUUGUUUUGGUCUUGGCACCAACCAGAGAGUUGGCUGUUCAAAUCCAAAAGGAAUGUUCCAAGUUCGGUAAGACUUCCAGAAUCAGAAACACCUGUGUUUACGGUGGUGUUCCAAAGGGACAGCAAAUAAGAGACUUGGCCAGAGGUGUUGAGAUCUGUAUUGCUACUCCAGGUAGAUUAUUAGACAUGUUAGAAAUGGGUAAGACCAACUUAAGAAGAGUUACCUACUUGGUUUUGGAUGAAGCUGAUAGAAUGUUGGAUAUGGGUUUUGAACCUCAAAUCAGAAAGAUUGUUGACCAAAUUAGACCAGAUAGACAAACUUUGAUGUGGUCCGCAACUUGGCCAAAAUCUGUUCAAGGCUUAGUUAGAGAUUACUUGAACGACUACAUCCAAGUCAAUGUUGGAUCAUUAGACUUAGCAGCAUCCCACAACAUUAAGCAAGUUGUUGAUGUUUGUACCGAUUUUGAAAAGAGAGACAAGAUUGCCAAAUACGUCGAGACGGAAAUGGCUGAUGAAAGCUCCAAGAUUAUCAUUUUCUCAUCCACUAAGAGAAGUUGUGAUGAAUUGACCUCAUAUUUGAGAAGUGAAGGUUGGCCUGCACUUGCUAUUCAUGGUGACAAAGAACAAAGAGAAAGAGACUGGGUUUUACAAGAAUUCAGAUCCGGAAAAUCUCCAAUCAUGGUUGCUACCGACGUUGCAGCCAGAGGUAUCGAUGUCAAGGGUGUUACAUGUGUCAUGAACUACGAUAUGCCAACUAAUAUUGAAGAUUACGUGCAUAGAAUUGGUAGAACUGGUAGAGCAGGUGCCAAGGGUACUGCCAUCACUCUAUUCACCAGAGGUGACAAUAACCAAGCGCACGAUUUGAUUGUUAUUCUCAAGGAAGCCAACCAAGAAGUUUCUCCAGAGUUACAAGCUUUGGACAAGAAGCAAUGGGGUAGAGGCGGAAACGGUGGAGGAAGAGGCAGAGGUAGAUUCGGUGGAGGAAGAGGUGGAAGAGGUAGAUUCGGUGGAAAUGGUGGUGGUAGAAGCGGUAGCAACAACGCCCCAUUAGGCCAAAGAAGAUAUUAA
Pichia membranifaciens NRRL Y-2026 is the source of this 1620-nucleotide messenger RNA. RefSeq lists its product as hypothetical. Gene Ontology annotation, molecular function: RNA helicase activity; RNA binding; ATP binding. Gene Ontology annotation, biological process: rRNA processing. Bases 1 to 1620 code for a protein of 539 amino acids. Gene Ontology annotation, cellular component: cytoplasm; nucleus; ribonucleoprotein complex. NCBI's taxonomy places the organism in Eukaryota, Fungi, Ascomycota, Pichiomycetes, Pichiales, Pichiaceae. The record is from RefSeq and is a predicted model, not a curated record. The transcript has 2 exons.